AUGGAGGAGGAGAUGAUAAGUACUGUUUCAAAUAUUGCAGAACAUUCAGAUUCAAAUAGUAUGAUCAGUACCAACCCACCGGCGGCGAGGAGGAGGAAGCGUCAAAGAGGCGAAAAUAUGCCAUCUUCGUCUUCCUCCCCACGAUACAAAGGGGUAGUGAUGCAGCAGAAUGGUCACUGGGGUGCUCAAAUAUAUGCAAACCAUCAAAGGAUCUGGUUAGGUACUUUCAAGACUGAGAAGGAAGCUGCUAUGGCUUAUGAUAGCGCCGCCAUAAAACUCCCGCGAGGUGAUUCACACAGGAACUUACCAUGGACUGAAGUAACAGUUCAAGAACCUAACUUCCAAGAACUUCAUAGUACUGAAAUUAUUCUGGGUAUGAUCAAAGAUGGUUCUUAUCAAUCAAAGUUUAUGGAUUUUAUUAUGAGACAAUGUUUGAAUAUUGGAAACAACUACAACACAGCAGAAGGAACUAAUCAACAAAGUCGCCGGAGAAGAAAUAAACAAGGUAUCUUUUAUCAUGAACUGUUUCAUAAGGAUCUAACUCCAAGUGAUGUGGGGAAAUUGAAUAGACUUGUGAUACCUAAGAAACAAGCUAUGUCAUGUUUCCCUACAAUUCAUGGCCAAGUUGAUCAUCAAGAUAGUGGUGAUAAUAAGGUGGAGGCAAUGCAUUUAACCUUUUUUGAUAACCAGUAUAAGCCAUGGAGCUUCAGGUAUUGUUACUGGAAAAGUAGUCAGAGUUAUGUCUUUACUAAGGGCUGGAAUGGGUUUGUGAAGGAGAAGGAUUUGAAGGCUAAUGAUGUCAUUACCUUUUAUUUCUGUGAUUAUAGAGAUAUUAAUUCUGGAGAGGUGCAAACCUUUUAUAUGAUUGAGACAAAGUCCAAGAAUACUGAAGAAGUGAGAGAUGAUAAUGGAUAUGGUUUGGAAGAGAUAAACCCUAGAGGUGUAGUGGAGGAGCAUGGUAUGAUCAGAAGAGAGGAGGUGAUUAACAAAGGUUUUAGACUUUUUGGUGUAAACAUUGCUAGUUAAUGAGAAUGAUGGAGAAGACUCUU
Messenger RNA from Macadamia integrifolia, 1049 nucleotides. RefSeq names its product AP2/ERF and B3 domain-containing transcription factor At1g50680-like. Gene Ontology annotation, biological process: regulation of DNA-templated transcription. The coding region runs from base 1 to 1026 and encodes 341 amino acids. Gene Ontology annotation, molecular function: DNA binding; DNA-binding transcription factor activity. The record is from RefSeq and is a predicted model, not a curated record. NCBI's taxonomy places the organism in Eukaryota, Viridiplantae, Streptophyta, Magnoliopsida, Proteales, Proteaceae. The transcript has 2 exons.